This is a messenger RNA of Drosophila sechellia, 2181 nucleotides long. Its product is annotated as cilia- and flagella-associated protein 161. The transcript is spliced from 4 exons. NCBI's taxonomy places the organism in Eukaryota, Metazoa, Arthropoda, Insecta, Diptera, Drosophilidae. Gene Ontology annotation, cellular component: motile cilium. The record is from RefSeq and is a predicted model, not a curated record. Bases 999 to 1925 code for a protein of 308 amino acids. Gene Ontology annotation, biological process: cilium assembly.
CAAUCAAACACACUCCUUGCCUCUAAUGAUUGACAAAUAUAUUGUUACCAACUGUAGUCUUUUUUAACUCAACCAUAUGCUCGAAAAUAUCUAUUAAAUUCCCCUAGUUGGCAAAAACGCGAAAUAAAUCAGAGUCAAGCUGAACGUUGGAUGUCUCGAUUAGAAGGUGUGCCCUGCAGCGGACGUAAAUAUGGCCAUAAAACUUGGAGCCCCGGCGACAAUAUCGCGUAUAGCCCCCAAUGCAAUCGAGUGGCUAGAUAAGGAACGUGCCGCAAAUCGGCCGAGCAGCUAGCGCACGUUCACGUGAUGGACACGCCGAUCCACCCGGCCAGGUACAUUUACCCACCGACAGGUAAAUCACUAAACUGGUACAACCACAACAAUCCACCGACGUGGGCGAUAAUGAAUAACGAGCACAAUUAACAGCGGGCGAUGUGCUAAAUGUUGAUACAAAUGGCUUAUCUCGUCACCGAUAUUUGGCAUCAGACAACCGGCAGAUUGUCAUGAUUAAUGAUCAUGUUCUGCUCCAAGAUUUCAGACUCCCUCAGACUUCUGGUAGAAAUGGACUUAGCAGAGAUGGCUGACAGCAAACACGGCCAAUCACCGCUGUCUAAGUUGUCCGAGAGCGGCAAAUAGAUAACUUGGUGCCUGGAAAUGUGUGCCAGUGAAAAAUAUUGAAUCUGUCAUUACUCAUCCGCUAUGUGUGCUUAGCAGAGCACUUUGAACAGAAGCGGUGCAGAUAACAUUUGCCGCGAAUGCCCAAAAGUAGGCAACGUUUCGAAAAGUGGUGAAAUUGUGGGACUAAAGGCCUUUUGACAUUGUUGUGAAUAAAUGUGUGAUAAUAUCAAGCCAUUGCUUUAGAAAUAUGUUUUUCUGGUCAUGGUAUCUAGUAGCCAUUAAAUUUAUAGACCAGACACAAAAUUUAUUACAUCAUAUACAAACUACACAACUGCUAUAGAUAUAAAACACCUUUAUUUAGCUACCAUCAACACAACAAAAUGCCUUGCAGAGUCGGUGAUAUGGAUUCUAUAUCCGCUCGGUUUCAGCCCAGUGUGAGAAUUGGCAAUUGGGUGGAAGAAAAUUGCCUUGAAGAGGACAAAAUAGUGAACUUUAAGAAACAACGCGAUCGUGGCGAACUUUUGGUGGAAAAGGCACGCACUUUGUAUGAUAAUUUCCACAAGGAGAUCGUUUUGGCUGCUCCCAAGCAAACCAUUAUAUUCGGAGCUAUUGUUCAACUAAUGCCCAUCCAUAUAAACAUCAGUGAUAUGGAUACAACCGAUCUGAAUGCCGCCUUGUCGGUGGUGAUUAACGAAAAGGUGGUGCGAAAAAGCCAGUCAAUCAAUGAGGACUGUGAGCUAUCCGUGGCGCCUUCGAAGCGGCCUUGUGUGCGAAACUCCUUCAAAAUAGUCAGUGGAGAUGGUCGGGAUCGCACUGGGGAGAAUAUUAAGUAUGGGCAGCGAUUCCAGCUGCAGUGCAUGGCUUCGGAACACGAUCCCAUAGUACUGUACAGUGGUCCCAAGCGGUGCAAUCUGCAGCAGGGUGUCCAUGCCACCUAUUUGUCGCACAAAAACGGGGAGCUCAAUCUCAACCUGGGACUAGUGCACCGCAGUAAAUUGUCAUGCCCGGACUACGAUAUACCCAUAGCAUACACGAAUUGGUUCUGCAGACAUGUAGAUCCAAAGCAGCGUUUUGAAAGCGAAGGAGAAGAUAUACCUAGCAAUUCCCCUUUGGUAAUCGUGCAUGCAACCACAAAUCGAAAUCUAGCUGCCGAAAAUGUUCUAAUCCAAACCCUUUUUGGCCCCGAAUUUCUGGUGUCCGUGCAAAACUAUCGCAAUAUCUACAGGCACGAGAUUUGGAAGAACGUAUGGAUGAUUAGCAACGGACACCAGACUGGAUCAAAGUCUGCAAAUUCUACGUCUCAUUAAUUUAGCUUUCAAGCAGCUAGGUGUGUUAUGUGAACUUGAGUUUUAUGUGGCGUAGAUUUAAAUUUCGCACAUUGGCUUUGUCGAGCCGAGCCCCUACUGUUUGGCCUAGAUGGAAAUUGGCACUUCACAGCUAGUUAGGGGAGAAAAAGUGGAACGGCACUUAAGAUUAUUGGUUAAUGAGCAUUAAGGUUCUGCAAAUAGUUUACUAUGUAUUCAAAUCCUAGAAGUGUAAUAAAAUACUUGUUAAGAAAUGCGA